Molecule: messenger RNA, 1298 nt
Organism: Coffea arabica (coffee)
Lineage: Eukaryota; Viridiplantae; Streptophyta; Magnoliopsida; Gentianales; Rubiaceae
Source: RefSeq, a predicted model, not a curated record
UUUAGCGCUUCCCUUUGGUGAAAACUAACGAGAAAUAGCCAAGAGCAGUAGGUCAUCGUCGGCGCCGCUCUGUAGUAGUAUUGGCAUCUUCUUCAGCCCGCUUGUCGCAGUUCUCACAAAACUAGUCGCAGUAGCCUGGAAAAGAAAUGGAUAUUGCUUUAUUUUCUCCGGCUUCUCUUUUCGCUGAUCCCGACGGCGAUUCCAAUGAUGAGGAAACUAAAGAAUCCCAUCAAAAUUUCGUGGAGAGAAAGCACCAAUUCCCUGGAAUGGGGGGCGGGGGUUCUGCAGGAAUUGAUCAUUCGGGAGUUUUCGUUUCACCAGCUGAAUGCUAAUUUGUUGUGGCCUGGAACGUUUGCAUUUGCAGAAUGGUUAGUUCAGAACAGAUCAUGGAUGGCAGGACGGCGUGUAAUUGAGCUGGGAAGUGGAACCGGAGCCUUGGCAAUCUUCUUGCAUAAAUCAUUUAACCUCGAUAUUACAACGUCAGAUUAUGAUGAUCCUGAUAUUGAGGACAACAUAGCUCAUAAUUGCAGAUUCAAUGGGAUUAUUCCUGUACUUCCUCACAUAAAGCAUUCAUGGGGUGAAAUUUUCCCCAUAACCAAUCCAGACUGGAACCUGGUAAUUGCUAGUGAUAUCUUAUUGUAUGUGAAGCAAUAUCCAAACUUAAUAAAAACUCUCUCCUUCCUUUUGAAAUCCUACAAGCCACAAGCUAGUGAAGAAGUUUCUCAAAAAAGUCAAUCAAAUGAUGCAUGCCUGCUCCCCCGACCUGCAUUUUUUAUGAGCUGGAGGCGCAGAAUUCGGAAGGAGGACGAGUCACUCUUCUUCAAUGGAUGUGAUGAAGCUGGUCUUGAAGUACAGCAUCUAGGAACCCGCGUGUACUGCAUUGUACCUAGAGAAGUAAACUGUUGAGGAAAUUGCUGAAACACAGGUAAGUUACUCUUCAUGGAAAAUAGACACCGUCAAAUUUGAAAGAAGAUUUCUUUGUCAAGGUUUGUUCAUCUAGGUACUUCUUCCAAAAGCUUUUAGAUUUUCCCUACCAUUUCUCUGGGUUUUAUUACCUUAGCACGGGGCAGAUUGAAUAGUUCCUUUGAAUUCAUGAAGGGUUUGUGUUAUCAAUAGUUCUCCAAGGCCUCCUCCUGGGCAAUCGCUUACAUGUUCUCUCUUGGGCUGCAAACUGCAAGCAAGUCUGGGGCAAUAUAGAAAUUUUUUAUUGUCUUGGCAUAUGAUGUUAUAUUAUGAAAUUGUAUCCUACUGUUGUCAGUGGUUGAUUAAAAUUUGGUUAACUCGAAAAGAAAAUAAAA